ACGAAACCUCCAAAAUGAAAAGUUAUAAUUACGGAUUAUUUGCAUUGCUGUUAUUUGGUUUUGUGUCGUUUUCCGAAGGCAAACCAUGUCCGGGGAAAACACGACCACAUAAGACCCGCUGCGACGCCUAUUACAAAUGUACCGAAAUAACGGAAGAAAAACAUGUCUGGGUGCCGGCGAAAUGCGAAGAAGGUUUGAUCUAUGAACACGCAUUGGGUGUGUGUGUUCUGCCAGCCGAUGAUUGGGAAUGUGGUAUGAAUGCUACAAAUGAAGUGAACCCCAAAACCCCACCACGCACGAAACAAAGCACACCGAAUCGAAAUAGAGAUGCGGAUUUUUAUGUUGUCACCAAUGCUCAAGAAGAAUUCGAAGGCGAACAUAAAAAUGAUAAAUACGAUGAUGGCAAAGUGGAAAUUAUCAUAGGUUCGGGAGUGAGCAGUGAGGAGGAGCUAGAUGGUCGAGAUGAACUCUAUGAUGGUAGUGGAAAUGGUGCUAAUGGUGAACUUGUCGAAUUGGAUGAUUUGAUACAUGUGGAAAAUCGUGAGGGAAAUGAUGAGGUGGUUAUGAUUAAGGAAAAAGAGCCAGAGGGUGGAGAGGAAGGAAAUAAGCAGGAAACCAUAAAAACCAAGGCAGAAAUAGGCCAGCCCUCAAGUAAUAUUGAUCCCAAUUUGACGGCCCAUUUGCAGAGAUUGUCACAAUUGGUGGAAGGCCUGAAGCAGACCUAUCAAAAUGGUGAAACCCCUACGAAAGAUUUAAGGCCGGAUCAAUUGAAUGCCUUUUUGGCCCAUUUCAAUAUUAAAAAUAAAAUGGACACGGUGGAGGGAAAUGGUGAGGGGAAAGAUGAAAUAGUCCCGGUAAUUGUGGGGGCGACAAACAAGACCUCAAGUGGCAAAAAGGAAGGAACAAAGAAAUUAAAUCCCGAAACCAAGGUGGUGCUAAGCAAUAUUAUACCGAAACGCUAUUCAAAUCUGCAACAUUCCGCAGGUGAGGGAGGUUAUUCCAAUUCGCAAAUUGUCGUAAAUCGCCCUGAGGGAGCGGUAUUGUUUGCCUUGCCACCUUCCUCGUCUUCCUCCUCCUCUUCACAGGGAGAACAUCAUUUUAUUGAGCGGCCUGAAUAUUUCUCAGAUAAUUCUCCAAAGAUUUCCGAGGACACCUUGAAGACCGUCUUGGAACUGUCGAAGCAAAUGAUUGCCUCCCAAAAUAUACCCAGUGUUAUACGCAAUCCUGCCUAUUAUCCUCCACCCAUUAUGCAACCUAUUGUACUGACCCAAAGUCCAUUUUCAGAUUAUUAUGGAGCCAGGCCGCCGCCAUUACACCAUGAGGACAAUUCCGAAGAUGGUGGUGGUGGAUAUUCAAGUGUUUUUAGUACCGAUCAUCAUUAUCAAUCGUACAAGGGUCACAAGAAGCCCGGUAAGAAGCCGCACGACAGCUCACCCACAACAAUCAUUCACAAUAAUGUCAUACCGCUGCACUUAACUUCGUCGGGAGGGGGAUCCUCAGUGGAUAAAUUGGAUAGCUACGGGCAAAGUUUAAAUUUAUAUCCACCAAUUGAUUCGCAAGAGGAAAGACCCGAUCAUCUAGUGGAUGGUUAUUCGGGUAAUAGUGGAAAACCGGUAUAUGAAAACAACAAAUAUACGAUACGCACCACCCGAAGACCUUCGGGUACAACUACUACAGCUACGCCCUCGAAUUAUGGCCAUACCUUAAGGCCUAAUGAUUUCCAUCCCACUUCGCAUAACUUUAAUAAAUAUUUUACACCCAGCGAACAUUUGAAUAAUCACAAUGUGAAUAAUAUUUUCCAGACUACAGAUAACUAUGGAAAUUUACUGCCACAGGGGGGACGCCCAUCGUCUCAGCAAUCACACUCUCAAUCUGGACCAUCGGGCUCCUCGUCUUCCUAUACGGAUGAAGAUAAUGGUAAUAAUUAUGGCGCCCAAUAUCCCAGUGGCAAUUCAAAUCAGGAUUAUGGACAACAGAUGUUUACCGAGGAUCAUGUCCAGCAACAUCAACCCCAAUAUCCGAAUACCGUCGAUGAGGAUGAUGCCGAUAUGAUAACCUAUAGUUUUGGUAACCCAAAGCCCUCGCAUACCGAUGCUAAUCUGCAAAUGCAACAAUAUCCGGCCUCACAAUCGGUAUUCAGCACAAACAACAACAAUCAUUAUAUGCCAAGGCCCUCGGGAUCCUCAUCUUCAAAUAAUAUGAUGUUCAAUCCCUCGGGAAAUUCCUAUAACCCAUCAGCACAAUCAUCGGCGAACUCCUACAACCCUUUGACAUCCCUAUCCCUAACAUCAUCCUCAUCAGCCGCACAAACUUCCUCAAAUGUCUACAAUCCAUUAUCUUCCCUUGCCAACAAAUUUCCAAUAUCCUCUUCCAACUCCCACAAAGGUGGCGCCCAACUAGUCAAUAUUGGUGGCAAUUUCAUUAGUGUUGAUGCUUUCCAAAAUUCCAUAUUACCCCUGAUGGGUGGUAAUGCCCAAGCGGCCAAUGUGGAGGUCAUUACCUGUGCCGCUGGGGUACGGCAACCCAAUAGCACCGAUUGUACCCGCUACUAUGUGUGCAGCAAAAAAGAUGGCAAGGUUUUAUCCUAUUCCUGUCCCCCCUACACAGCUUUUAAUGCCGAGACCCGCAUUUGUGAUGCCCGCACUUAUGCCAUGUGCAAUCCCGAAAACGAUCUACAACCCAACUAUUCGGUAAACGAAAAUAAACGCCUGCAAAUGGAGGCCCUAAAAGCCAUGCAAGAGGCUAAACGUAAACAGGCCAUGCAACAACAACAAAUGCAACAGCAGCAACAACAAUUGGCCAGCAUCCUACAACAAUACACGAUGCAGCAGAAUUCUCCCUCGCAGCAGCAACAACAACAAAACUCGUUAUCCCUAAUGCCCAGCACCACGGCCCGGCCACAACAACUAACUCCAACAAAAACCAAAAAACGCAAAUACUAUUGCAAGGAAGGUGAUAAAAUACCCGAUCAAACCUCAAUUAGCAGUUACUUCGUUUGCUAUAAAAAUGCCCAAGGCCAAAUGAAGGGCCACAAAAUGACCUGUUCGAAGGGAUUGCUGUUUUGUCCCAAAACCACCAUGUGUACCUUGCCAUCGAAAUGUUCAUAA
Molecule: messenger RNA, 3107 nt
Organism: Musca vetustissima
Lineage: Eukaryota; Metazoa; Arthropoda; Insecta; Diptera; Muscidae
Exons: 4
Coding region: 15-3107 (1030 amino acids)
Cellular component (GO): extracellular region
Molecular function (GO): chitin binding
Source: RefSeq, a predicted model, not a curated record